Pelagomonas calceolata is the source of this 900-nucleotide messenger RNA. The record is from the annotation of a GenBank genome assembly. NCBI's taxonomy places the organism in Eukaryota, Pelagophyceae, Pelagomonadales, Pelagomonadaceae.
UCCAACAAAAACAAAGUAGCACCCAGCGUCGCAUACCGCCGCGCGCAGCAAAAUCUGCUGCGCAUCGCGCCAAGCACACCCAUACUCGCCGCUACGCACGAAUCCGCGCGCGCGGGGGGCCGUGCGCCUGUUGCAAGCCAUAUCCAGCUUGCAUCGCCCGCAAAAAAGCGGCGGGCGCGGCCGCGCACUCGCUCGCGCGCUGCGAAGAGACUCCAACAACCCACGCGCGGUGCGCCAACUUUUUUCCCUCCGCAGACAAUCAAAAUGGCCAAGCUCGCUCUCGCCCUCCUCGCCGCCCCGGCCGUCGCCUUCGUGGCCCCCGGCCAGCAGGCCGCCUCCAAGGUCGUCGUCAAGGGCGACAUCGGCGUCGACCCCGGGCCGAUCGACCCCUCCGGCCCGUUCUGGGAGGACCAGGAGGGCCUCGCCCGCCGCCGCGCCGUCGAGAUCAAGCACGGCCGCAUCUCCAUGAUGGCGUUCCUCGGCAUGAUGGUCCAGGAGCUGGGCAUCACCUUCCCGGGCUCCAUCAACCUCGAUGGCUCGGUGCAGUUCUCGGACAUCCUCAAGGACGGCAUGGGCUUCCCGGCGGUCGCCAACAUCCCGACGUUCGGCCUCUUCCAGAUCGUCGCGUUCGCCGGCUUCGCCGAGAUCGGCGCCAUGCCCGCGGCCCAGUACACGGGCGGCCCGCAGAACCUCCCGGGCGGCUACGACGGCUCGGUCGGCACCAUCCCCGGCGGCUACCCGUUCACGACGCAGAUCGAGGACGUCACGGCGCGCAACCGCGCCCUCACGUGCGAGCUCCAGAACGGCCGCGCGGCCAUGCUCGGCACGUUCGGCGCCAUGUGCCACUCGUGCGUCGACUCGUGCGACCACCACUUCUUCUACCCGAUCACGCACAACUAA